Molecule: messenger RNA, 1828 nt
Organism: Camellia sinensis
Lineage: Eukaryota; Viridiplantae; Streptophyta; Magnoliopsida; Ericales; Theaceae
Source: RefSeq, a predicted model, not a curated record
UUCCUGAUGGUGGUGGUUUCCGGAGGAUUGAAUCAGCAAAGGAAUCAAAUUAUUGAUGCAGUUGUCAUUGCUAGAAUUCUUGAAGCCGCAUUGGUUGUACCAGUUUUGCAGGUCAAUCACAUUUGGGGAGAUGAAAGCGAAUUCUCUGACAUCUUUGAUGUUGAACAUUUUAAAAAGACUCUACAAGCUGACGUUCGAGUUGUGUCAUCGCUGCCCUCCACACAUUUGGUUUCAAGACAGACAGUUGAAACUCAAAUUCCGUACCAUGUUCCUCCACUUUGGAUCCGCGCCAGAUUCUUCAAACAAAUUAAUCAAGAAGGCGUUCUUGUACUGAAAGGGUUGGAUUCUAAGCUCUCAAAGAAUCUGCCACCAGAUCUUCAAAAGCUUCGAUGCAAGGUAGCUUUCCAUGCACUAAGAUUUGCAGCUCCAAUCCGGGAGCUUGGAAAUCGGCUUACUAAAAGGAUGUGGAUUGAAGGUCCAUACAUUAGCAUCCAUCUCCGGCUAGAGAAGGAUGUGUGGGUCAGAACUGGAUGUCUUACCGGUUUAGGACCCGAAUACGACCACAUUAUCAGCAAGGAGAGGGACUCUAACCCUGACUUCCGCACCAGAAGGUUGGACAUGACCUACAUUCAGAGGCGACUUGCUGGACUAUGCCCUCUUAAUGCACUAGAAGUGGUUAGGCUCAUCAAGGCUCUGGGGGCACCAAGCAAUGCACGAAUUUAUAUUGCAGGAGGAGAGCCAUUUGGGGGCACCGAGGCAUUGAAGCCACUUGUGGCAGAAUUUCCAAAUGUGGUAACAAAGGAGAUGCUGGCACGAGAAGGCGAGCUUGCACCGUACAUCAAAAGAUCCUCUGUUUUAGCUGCCAUUGACUACAUUGUCUCGCUGAGCAGCAAUGUCUUUGUACCUUCUCAUGGAGGUAACAUGGCCCGAGCCAUGCAGGGUCACCGUGCGUAUGUGGGACACCGAAAAUUCAUAAAGCCUAACAAGCGCAUGAUGCUUCAUUUCUUUGAAGAAGGAUCCAUUCCUGAUACAGAGUUCAGCAGCAUCAUGAAGAAGCUGCACAGGAGAGCUUUGGGACAGCCUGAGCUGAGGACUAACAAGAGAGAUCGGGACGUGGUUGCGUACCCCGUGCCUGAAUGCUUGUGUAAACAGUAGCACAUCAUACAAUAUUUUUAUCAUUUUAACCAGUUGACUGUCACUGAAAAUCUGUAUCUCAUUUGGGUUUUUUUUUUUCUUCUCCCCUUCUUUUUCUUCCUUUUUGUUCUUCCUAAAUCAUAAGCAUGCAUUGUUCAGAUUGCAUUCUUCAUUGUUUCCCCUUUUUUGUUGGUGUGAUCUGUCUUUCUUAUAUCCCUUUGAAGUUUGGAUGAUGAAUCAUAUUUUAUGACACAAAAGGGAAAUUCAAAAUAAAAGACAUUAUAAAACUUCUUAUAGCCCUUUGAAGUUUGGAUCAUAUGUUUUAGCACAAACAAUAAGCACUGAUGAAUCAGAUUUUAUGACACAAGGGCAAUUCAAAUUAAAAAAACAUGAUACAACUAAAAAAGUAGUAUUCAUUUGGGAACAAAAGUAAUUCAUGAAAUUGUUUGUUUUCUAGACCAAAUUAGUUGAUGAAAUAACAUUCAAGGAUACUACUGUUGUGAACUCAAAUCUACCUUCCAUUAAAUCUGUUAGUAAUCUGUUUAGUAAUACUUGAUGAUUGAUAAGUUUGGACAUAACAGAACUCUUUUCUUCUUUUUUUUCUUUCUUUUUUUUUUUUUUUCCCUCUUCUUCUUCUUCUCUUUUCUUUUUUUUUUUUUUUUUUCCCAAUUGAAAACCAUGUUUUAAGUCUCUU